CACAACAUUUUAUUACCUUUUUUUUUUUCAAACAACAUAUUGCAAUGGAGUUUUCUACGUGUUCUUGGUCCAUCACAUGCUUAAUCUUAAUGAUUUUGCAGCCGUUGUUAUGGAAUAGAAGCUUGUACGCUAAUGGAUGCUAUACGUUCAUCUUUAGCUUUGGCGACUCCCUGGCCGACCCGGGUAAUAUUAAACAACUCGCUGCCAUAUCCCACGCGGACAUUCAGUCUCUUCAGUUUCCUUACGGCGAAACCUUCUUUCAUGAACCCACCGGUCGUGCCUCCAAUGGACGCCUCAUCAUCGAUUUCCUGGCUGAGAGCCUUGGCUUGCCACUAAUACCACCGUUUCUGAACGAUAAGGAGAGUGACAAUGUGGUGGCGUUGGGACCAGGAGUUAAUUACGCAGUCGUGGCAGCAACAGCAUUGGAUACAUCAUUUCAUGAAGCAAGAGGGACUGUUGAUCCUGUAGCAAACAUAUCUUUAGGAGUUGAAUUGGCAUGGUUUAAACGAUCAUUGGCUUCUAUUUGCAGCAACGCCUCAGAUUGUAGAAACUUAGUUGGACGUUCUUUGAUCCUAAUGGGAGAGAUAGGUGGAACCGAUUACAACAAUCCAAUAUUUGACUAUAAGCCAAUCGAGGAGGUCGAAUCAUACGUUCCUCUUGUAAUUGAUACCAUCAUCUCAGCAGUCAAUGAGCUAAUCGAUAUGGGGGCUCAAACACUGGUUGUUCCAGGAACCUUUCCAAUUGGGUGUUCUAGUUCAAUUCUAACAGUUCGUGCUUCUAGAAACAAAAAAGAUUACGAUAACAGAACCGGUUGUCUCAUCAGGUACAAUGAACUUGUCGAAUACCACAAUGAUCUGCUGAUAAAGAAACUAAACCACCUUCGAGAGCUUCAUCCGAAUGUCAUCAUCAUCUAUGCUGACUACUACAAUGCUGCCAUGCAGAUUAUCUAUUCUCCUAUUAAAUUUGGAUUCACAAAUCCGGUUUUGAAGUCGUGUUGUGGAGGUGGAGGCCCAUACAACUACAACUUCAAUCUGUCAGCGCAAUGUGGACAUGUACUUGCGACUGUGUGUGAUGACCCGGAUGCGUAUGCUUACUGGGAUGGAAUACACUUUACAGAAGCUGCAUAUAGAAUAAUAUUCAAGAGUUUAUUUCAAGGCCAUUUGAAGCCAUACAAAGCCUUAACUUCACACUGGUAA
Molecule: messenger RNA, 1196 nt
Organism: Lactuca sativa (garden lettuce)
Lineage: Eukaryota; Viridiplantae; Streptophyta; Magnoliopsida; Asterales; Asteraceae
Product: GDSL esterase/lipase At1g28590
Molecular function (GO): hydrolase activity, acting on ester bonds
Source: RefSeq, a predicted model, not a curated record